Molecule: messenger RNA, 1461 nt
Organism: Penaeus monodon (black tiger shrimp)
Lineage: Eukaryota; Metazoa; Arthropoda; Malacostraca; Decapoda; Penaeidae
Product: endoplasmic reticulum resident protein 29-like
Exons: 2
Coding region: 176-907 (243 amino acids)
Biological process (GO): protein secretion
Cellular component (GO): endoplasmic reticulum lumen; endoplasmic reticulum
Source: RefSeq, a predicted model, not a curated record
GAGCGAGACGUCGGAGGCGAAGGACGUGCGCGAAACGAGCUCCUGGAAGGGGUGGUGAAGAAGAAAAUAUAUUUUUUUUCCCCUCCACUUCAGAGAGAAAUUACUUUUAUUCGAAGAGAGGAAUUAGACCUUUUUUUUUUUUCUCUGUGAGCUUUGUUAAGGGAGAUAUAAGACCAUGCACAAGCUCGUGGCGUUUUUGGGGCUCGUUUUCGUGGCUGAGACGACGGGGGCUAUUAAUGCUAAGGGAUGCACGCCCCUGGAUUCGUGGACCUUUGAUAAGAUUGUUCCAAAAUUCAAAGCAGCCAUAAUCAAAUUCGACAUCGCUUACCCUUAUGGCAAAAAGCAGGAGGAGUACACCAAGCUGUCUGCUGCAGGGAGAGGCUCAGUAGAUCUCCUGGUAGCAGAGGUGGGAGUGAAAGACUAUGGAGACAUGGAAAAUAUGGACCUAGCUGAGAGAUUUGGUGUUAAGAAGGACGAUUUCCCAGUGGUGAAGCUGUUUCUGAGUGGACACGAGGACCCAAUUGACUUUGAUGGAGAUUUCACUGACGAGGAGUUGAAGAAGUUCAUCCGGCGUCACUCUGAGGUCUAUAUUGGGCUGCAGGGUUGCCUGGAAAUCUUUGACCGCAUUGCUGACAAGUUUAUUGCCACAGAAAACCUGAAUGAGAGAAAGAGUCUUCUCAGAGAAGCAGAGGAUGAGUGGGACAAGAUCAAGAGCCAGUCUGACCAGAAGAUUGCGGAAACUUAUGUCAAGAUCAUGCGACGGGUGGUGGAAAAAGGGAGUGACUUCAUAGAUCUUGAGAAGACAAGGGUCAGAGGAGUAAUGGCCGGACAGAUUACGAAAGAAAAGAGAGAUGAGAUGGAAGGCAGGUUAAAUAUUCUUAAGUCAUUUGCACAUGAUGAAUUGUGAGUGACUAAAUUAUUUAUUUAUUUAUCUCAUGUCACUUGAGUCUCCCUUUAUAAUUUCUCAAAGCAAAAGGGAUUCUCAGUUGUGUUUGAUACCAAAUAUUAAAACUGUUGAAGGAGUUUGGGUAAGGGUUGUGAGAGGGCAAUGUUGCAUGAUAUAAUUGCAGAAACAAUCAGCUUUUAUCAGGUAUUUUCUUUUGAGGCAAGAACUGCAGUGUAUGAGUCAUAUAUAUUAAUUCAGGAAGUAAAAAUGGAAUGAAUGUUUAUUUAUUUGGUAUAAUGUAUCCACCUGAAAUUGAGGAUAAUUUCAGCUUUUUCAGGUUGAGAGUAUGGCUUUUGUGAAGUUAUGUCAGCACAUUGAAUAUGCAGCAUAAAGAUAUUAAUCAUUUUAUAAUGUCAUGUUACUGUGCUUUAGCACCAUUUAAUUGUUGUUACUGUUCACUUAUGUAUGUAUUAUUGGUAAUUAUCCAGAAUAGAACUUCACACAGAAUAUGAAAAAAAUAAUGUAAUGGUCAUAAAGAUCGCAACAUUAUUAUGAAAAAUAAUCUGCACAGAGUA